AUGGUGAGGUGUGGUUCACCUUUGAAGCUGACCAUUGUGAAUGACUGCCCUUCCACCAUAUGGCCAGCACUGCAGCCAAGUGCAGGGUAUCCAGUCCUGGGCAGAGGUGGGUUUGCUCUGAACACAAAGAGUCAUGUGAGCAUUGAUGUUCCCAACGAGUGGCAUGGCAGAGUGUGGGGCAGAACAAUGUGCAGUUUCAGUGGCGGUAAAGGUUCCUGCUUCACAGGAGACUGUAGUGGAAAGCUAGAGUGCGGUGGCUCAGGAGGAGCAACCCCUGCAACUCUUGCCCAACUCUCACUGCACACAUCCCCCACUGGUAAAUCCUCCUAUACUGUCAGCUUGGUAGAUGGUAUGAAUUUGCCCAUGACCAUUACACCCCAUAUUGGAGGCAAUGCAAAAGGCCCUGGUGACUCUACUGUGGCGGGCUGCAGGAUUCCCAACAUUUCUAACCUUGAUUGUCCUGAACACCUUAAAGUAAAGCGUGGAAAUGAAAUGAUAGCCUGUAAGAGUGCAUGUCAGGCAUUUAGAACAGACCAGUACUGCUGCACUAAUCAGUUCAACAUCGCCAAUACAUGUAAGCCUACUGAGUUCUCAGAGAGGUUCAAGAAAGCCUGUCCUAAAGCAUCCACUUAUGCCCAUGAUGCUGUUCUUCACCACUGUGACGAACCCAAUGAGAUCAAAAUCAUAUUUUGUCACGUUUAA
Messenger RNA from Cryptomeria japonica (Japanese cedar), 702 nucleotides. Its product is annotated as osmotin-like protein. Gene Ontology annotation, cellular component: extracellular region. The record is from RefSeq and is a predicted model, not a curated record. The transcript has a single exon. Lineage: Eukaryota; Viridiplantae; Streptophyta; Pinopsida; Cupressales; Cupressaceae. The coding region runs from base 1 to 702 and encodes 233 amino acids. Gene Ontology annotation, biological process: defense response.